GACAAUCUACACCUCCACCUCUCACCACCACCCUCUUUUCGCACAUAUCUCAUAUUCAGUCGCUGUAAUUUCAGACAUUGACCUGUCUGCGACCAUGUCUGUUCCGCGAUCCACAGCAGCGCUUUGGCGAUCCUCGACCUCUCCUCUAGCACGGUUUGCCGCUCCGGCAUCAGCUCCCCACAGGUGUGCACGAUGUCUGCGGGCGUUCUCAACGUUCACGCCAUACCGACAGUCCUCCAAGCGGCAGCUGCAAACCGCCAGCGCAUACCAUGCCUCAAAUCUGCAUCCCGAACCGCCACCGCGGAAUUUUGGAGUCCCCGAUACUUCCAUAGCCGGCGGGAAACCCAAGGUUAAUAACUCAAUACCGCCACGGUUGGCGUCCGAACAGAGAGACGCGGCGGCGCAACAAGAUCGGCCCAGCAUGAGCAUACCGGAAGGCGAGGCGCAAAGAAGUCAACCCGCACAACCCAGCAAGCCUCUCCGGCCCCGCAGAUACAAUUUCGGCCCGCGCAAAGCGACGAUAAAGCUCACGCCGUCCGCCGUGUCGCAUUUGAGACAGCUACUGGAACAGCCCGAACCGAAGCUCAUACGGAUAGGGACGAAGGCAAAGGGUUGUUCUGGGCUAGCCUACCACCUUGAGUAUGUCGAUAAACCGUCGAAGCUCGACGAGCAGGUGGAGCAGGAUGGCGUGAAGGUUUUGAUUGACAACAAGGCCUUGUUGAACAUUAUUGGGAGCGAGAUGGACUGGCUGGAGGACAAGCUGAAUGAGCGCUUCGUUUUCAAGAACCCCAACAUCACCGAGCAAUGCGGUUGCGGAGAAUCCUUCAGCGUCGCAUAGUAUCUCACGUCCUCAUCCAUCGUACAAAGUUCUGCAUCACCUAGCAUAGCAUACCCGGAGUUUAAACCUCGGUACAUUCGUAUAGCAUAUUCGGAUUGCCAGCAAUGGCGGUCGCUCCUCUCAGCAUUUAGAAUUUCCCUGGCUCGAAAUCCACUACCCUGAUAUCCUCCACAAUUUCCCGCACAGACUUCACGAACGCCAGAUGCUCCGGAUCCUUGUUCAGGUAGUACUCUCGAUCAUCCUCCUUUUCGAACUCGACUACGAAGCCGUGCGUAGAGGCACCCUGGAGCAUUGUUAGCAUUGGAAGAAUCGGUAUGGGGAAAGAUCGAGAUACAGCAUGGCCUUCGGGGCUAUUGUUCUUUCCGCCCACGAGUGAUAUCACGUAGGGCUUGUUGGUUGUGGGAUGGAGGCACUUCUGUCCAAGAGCUAGCAUACGCUUGCAUGCCUGG
This is a messenger RNA of Trematosphaeria pertusa, 1287 nucleotides long. RefSeq lists its product as uncharacterized. Gene Ontology annotation, biological process: iron-sulfur cluster assembly. The record is from RefSeq and is a predicted model, not a curated record. The coding region runs from base 95 to 838 and encodes 247 amino acids. Lineage: Eukaryota; Fungi; Ascomycota; Dothideomycetes; Pleosporales; Trematosphaeriaceae. Gene Ontology annotation, cellular component: mitochondrion; cytoplasm. Gene Ontology annotation, molecular function: 2 iron, 2 sulfur cluster binding. The transcript is spliced from 2 exons.